AUAAAUCUUAUUUAUACGUGUCUUUUCUCUACAAUUCCUUGAUGCUUUAAACUUCCCAUCUUCCACCGACGACAACCGGCAAAAGGGAAAAUCUGUCUAUCGGACUUCAGUUAAGCUGAAAUGGGUCAAUCUUCAUCGGCCGAGCAAGUGUCGCCGGAGCAACGGGAAGCAGAAUCUAUAGCUGCUUCAACUGGAGCUCUUCCUAAUCUUAAAAAAGCUUUCUCUGUUCUUUCUGAUCCUCAAACUCACUCCAUCCCCAUUCAUUCUCUUCAGAAAUGUUUUGGAUUCUCUAUUGAUGGAUCAACAAACGAAGAGUCUGUAGUGCCAACGGAAUUUCCAGUUUUGAUGAGUAAUUUGAGUUCUUCAAUAGUUGACUUGUUUUUCUUGUCUGAAAAGGGAGGUGUCAGUUGGGUUGAGUUUCUAAAGGGCUAUAUAAAGUGUUCUGGAAGGACAGUUAGUUCAGCUUCACUUAAUAGUUUGUUGAGGUUAUUUGGGAUGGUAUCUGUUAAGGCAGGUCUUCCGGAAAAACUACAGGUCGUUUCCAAUGAGGAUGAUUGUAAAAUCAGUGGAUUUUUAUUGCCUGUUGAUGUUCAGAUGCUUCUUUCUCUGUGUUGGAUUAUGUGGUGGGACUCGAACAAGUUGAAGGCUUCAUCUAGUUUAGGUGAUUCUGGUCUUCCAGAUGUUACGCAUUUGGUUUUGUCAGCUAUAGACUCUUGUGCCGAAGCUGAUAAAAAAAUGGAUUUAUGGGAUAACAGCAUUUUAGAUAUGGAUAUACAACUUCCUGUUGCAAAGAUUAUAAUGUGGGCUUUGAAGACAGUGCCAAGCCUCUCCGAUUGCUUUGGAAAAUUUGUCCAUGCUAGACUGUUUUACGUAGCCGCUCACGAGCAGGAAAAACUUGACCAAGCGGACCUUUUCUCGCAUGAUAUUUCUGCAAAGGAAAGGAGCGUUGGCCAUCUCCUUAAUUCUGGAAGGGCUUGGGCUAUCUCACUUACAUUGAGGGGCAUUUUAAGUGAAGAAAUUUCAAAAGUAUGCUUUCCAAGUGCUGCAGAGGAAGUAGAUGAUUACCUACUUUAUCGGUCUUCCCUUCAUGGAAAAGGUCUGAACAGAUUCUGGUCAAAUAUUGAAGGAUAUAAUGCUCCAUUGCUAAUUCUUAUCUCUGCUCAUGAGGCCAAUAAUGACGCAAGGAGAUGGACUAUUGGUGCUCUCAUUCAUCAGGGUUUAGAAAAUCAUGACACUUUCUAUGGGACUUCUGGUAGUUUAUACUCCAUCAGUCCAGUUUUUCAUGUAUUCACACCUUCAGGAAAGGAGAAAAACUUUGUUUACAGCCACUUGCAUGGAACCGUUAAAUAUGAAGCUCAUCCGAAGCCUGUCGGACUUGCUUUUGGAGGAUCCUCUGGAAAUGAAAGAAUAUUUGUGGAUGAAGAUUUUGCUAAAGUUAUAGUUCGUCAUCAUGCUUGUGACAAAACUUACCAUCAUGGUCCUCUUUACCCUGACCAGGGGUUCUUACCGGUUGAAGCUCUGAUUAUGGACGUGGAGGUAUUGGGAUUGGGAGGAAAAAGGGCUAGAGAUAUUCAAUCAUCGUACAAAAAGAGGGAAGAACUCUUUACUGAGCAAAGACGAAAGGUUGACUUGAAAACAUUUGGAAAUUGGGAAGAUUCCCCCGAGAAAAUGAUGAUGGAUAUGGUUUCUGACCCUAACAGAGUUCGUAGAGAAGAUCGAUGAGCUGAUUCUUCCCUAGAAGAGAUUUCACACGAUCCAGGACUUCUAUCUUAAUGUAUAUAUAAGGAAAUGUUGGAGUUUUAUGUGCUACUACACUUUGAAUAAGAUUUGUAUGUUUGGCUUCAUAAGUCUGUAUUUCACCCACUCUGUUAUCUGUUGUGUCAAAAGUAAGUUUAUAUAGUACACAAACAUACUGCAUAUUAUGUAAGAUGUAUACUAGAUUUGAGAUACUCUGUUUGGUCAAAUAUUAUCCAUCAUCUAUGAUUUUUAUACAA
This is a messenger RNA of Solanum pennellii, 1994 nucleotides long. RefSeq lists its product as uncharacterized. The record is from RefSeq and is a predicted model, not a curated record. The transcript is spliced from 7 exons. Bases 121 to 1722 code for a protein of 533 amino acids. NCBI's taxonomy places the organism in Eukaryota, Viridiplantae, Streptophyta, Magnoliopsida, Solanales, Solanaceae.